This is a messenger RNA of Lepisosteus oculatus (spotted gar), 10777 nucleotides long. It is a transcript of the gene peak1, whose product is annotated as pseudopodium-enriched atypical kinase 1. Gene Ontology annotation, biological process: protein phosphorylation. Gene Ontology annotation, molecular function: ATP binding; protein kinase activity. NCBI's taxonomy places the organism in Eukaryota, Metazoa, Chordata, Actinopteri, Semionotiformes, Lepisosteidae. The record is from RefSeq and is a predicted model, not a curated record.
UUGCCUACUUGAAUUCCGGACGACACUUCUACAGCAGGCGCGUAACCGCUGUGCUAGCGUGCACUCUCGUCUCAGGCGCGCCACCGCCCUCCCCUGCGUGUGUGCGCGCCGUGCGUGGAGCCGGAGGAGCUGCGGCUGUGUUCAGGCAGUAGGGAGUGAGUGUGGCUGUUCGGAAGAAGGCAUCGACUACGCGUGAUUAUUAUUAUUGUUGCUAAAAUCACAGCAUAAUCUGCGAUUGUGCUGAACGACAGUUGCGUAGGUGCGGGAUUAUUAUUGUUGAAGACGGCUAAAUCCUUGGAGGAAGAAAUCGCCAAAGGUUUUCACUGAAAGGCAAUUGGACAUCCUCCCUGUGAAGGAAUUCUAUACAGAUACCAAUCUCUUGAAGCUUGGUAAUAGAGGAGCCUGGGAGAUUGGCAUCAAUGGGAAGAGAUCAAGCAAAUGUUUUGCUUUCUGGACACUGGAUCUGUGUUUAAUAAGGAGAAAGCUUGCAAGAGGUCAAGAAAGAACAAGUGCAGAAGAAGACAGUCUUCAAUAACCAGAACAGACUGUUCGCUGACCUUGCUGAAAGGUUGCACAGGUAAAAGAGAAAGCCUUCUCUUGACCACAGAAAGCAAAGCUGUGAAAGAAACACAACUCAAUGGCACUUCUCUGACUUCUCGCACUGUCAAUCCAUAAACUAGAGCGGCUGAAGCCUUGCAAGUGGAAAACGCAGGAAAAGGUGUUUUAAAAGAAACAGUUUGAAAGCCAGGGAGCCCAUGGAAGGAGUCCCUGUCCACUGAUCCACCGGGACUGAAGGUCACCGACAAGGAUCGGAAUCAUGUCUGCCUGCAACACAUUCACAGAACACGUGUGGAAACCAGGCGAGUGCAAGAACUGCUUUAAACCCAAAAGCCUGCACCGCCUGACUGAGGGGGUCUUGAAGAAAGGGGCUCAAGAACAACAACAGAACCAGAGCACUUCUGGAGGGAAGCCCAACGCCAACCUUAGCAACAACUAUCAGCGGGGCAGUGCACCUGUGCGCUCGGGACAUUUCCGUCCACCUGUUGCCAAGAAACCUACUAUUGCUGUCAAGCCAACCAUGAUGUUGUCCUGUUCAGCCACCAUUGAUUCAGAGGGCAACCAUGGACAAGCAGACUCUGGUGAACUGGGUAAAACCUCUGCUUUUGCGGUGUGGAACCGUAACGGGAUGAACCGAAAGAGGCCUGGUGGUGUCAACAACAAUGAGGGGGAGGAAAGCGGAGAAGAGAUAGAAGGAUAUGGUCUACGGAGUUCCCGGGCACCCAGUGGUAACAACAACAAUGGCCUGACAGAGGUGCUGAAGGAAAUUGCUGGUUUGGGCUCAGGCCCCGGAUCCAGCUCUGGCUCCAGCUCUAAAGACCUUUUCCUAGGCCGUAUCAGUAGUUGCUACAAGCGCUCCUUGGAACGAGGUUUGCCUGCCUCCAGCUGUUUGGCUAUGGGCAGUGGAACAGGAGCAUCUCAGAAGCAUGUUUCUCUCAGUGGUAGCACAGAAGUUAUCAGCUCAGAAGGUGGGCGUUUCUGUUACCCGGAUUUCUCCAGUGAUGGUGAGGAGGAUGAAGAAGAGAGCGAUGAGGAAGAAGAGGGUGAGCAUGAGAGCUGGGAUGAAAGUGAUGAGGAGCUUCUGGCGAUGGAGAUCCGUAUGCGAGGGCAGCCUCGUUUUGCUAAUUUCCGGGCCUCUACCCUCUCACCUGUGCCAUUUGCUGUUGGUAAGAAGUGGAAUACGGUUCCACUUCGCAAUCGAUCCCUGCAGAGAAUAUGUGCUGUGGAUUACGAUGACAGUUAUGAUGAAAUUCUCAAUGGCUACCCCUCAGAGGAUUCCAAUGGUGGUCACAUACUGGGCCCUUAUGCCCAGAGUGACCUGCAAGGCAGCUGCUUCUUCUCCAACUCUGAGACUACCACCUCCCCUGAAUCAUCAUCUUCACUACCAGAAGAUUCACGAACCACUUCCAGUAGUGGUAGCAGUGCCCCUUGCCAUCUACCUAAUGGUUUGCCCUCCUCUGCAGCAUCUAGAGAGCCAGACUUUGAGAGUGUGAGUGAAAAAGAACAGGUUCCUAGAGCAGCAAAGUCCCCUAAAGCCUCAGAAACCCACAAAGCGAUUCUAGCCAUCCGGCUUGAGGAGCAAGAUGCCGGUCAGAAGGAUAGUGUAGCCUUAAAAAGUCCUUCUCUUCCCCAAGCCCUUCCAGGACAGCCAGUCACAAUCAGCUUUAGUCCUGGGGAAGAGCAGGCCAAACCCUAUCGAGUGGUGAGCCUUGAAAAGCCAGCCAUGUGUAAGCCCUAUACAGUGGUUGAUGUUUCUGCCUCUAUGGCCAGCACAGAGAGCCAAAAUCAAGAUGCCGUUUCCAAAAUGAAAGGGUCAUCAGUCUCCUCAACUCCCCCAUCGACCCCAAGCUCUCCCUUAGGUCAGCCUCUGUCGCCAAAAUCUCCUACCUCUCCAACUACUAUUUUGACUUCCACUGCACUCAACACCUCCCGUAAGAAAUCAAGUGCCAUCCGAUACCAAGAGGUUUGGACCUCCAGCACAAGCCCUCGUCAAAAGAUCCCCAAGGUAGAGCUGGUGGGAGGGUGUGCUGCAGGUCCCGCUGUUCCCUACAGGCACUGUAGCCACAAGUCUGCACCUACCUCCCCAACAACAGGUCUAUCCUCUUCCUCCCGCACAGUUCCUGUUAAGUCACCAAACCUGUCAGAGAUCAAGUUCAACAGUUACAACAAUGCUGGUAUGCCCCCGUUUCCCAUUAUUAUUCGUGAUGAGCCUACCUAUGCUCGAAGCUCUAAAAAUGCUGUUAAAGUACCCAUUGUUAUUAAUCCUAGUGCUUAUGACAACCUGGCUGUUUACAAGAGCUUUUUAGGCCUAAGCGGAGAACAGUCACAAUCAAAACCAGGUUUAGAGUCUCGAGUAACUAGUCACACUUAUGAGGAGAUUGGGUCCUCAGAGAAUAUCCCAUCCUCUCCUACAGAAACUCCUCUUAAUGGAAAAGUAGUUAAAGAGAAAGCUGUUGGGGAAGAAAGGAAACUUGGCAGUGUUGCACAGAAGAUCCUGGAAGUUAAUGCAGGAUCCACUACAAUUUCCAAUAGUACAACAAAUGCUAUUGCUUCUAUAACUGCAGUCACCACUCAGGGAGGCUCCCAAGCCAAAACCAGCAUCACAGUGGCCACUCCUGGACACAAUUGGAAGGUGAGUGGUGAAACUAUACCUAGAAAAGACGGUAACAGUGAACCCCAGAUGUCAUCAGGACCUGGCACUGCCCAUCGUGAGAAAGCCAGCACUGUUCUGUCACAGAUUGUAGCUUCUAUUCAACCACCACAAUCUCCACCAGAGUCACCCACAGUGCAGAACAAAACCUGUAGUGCUGAGGAGCUUUACUCCAUCCCACCUGAUGCCACUAAGGAAGCUCCCUCAAGGCCGAAAUCACUGUUUUCUCCAGCAGAGGGAUGCCUGCCCAAACCUAGAAAAGACACACCUACAAGACAGCUUCCAAAAUCCCAAAAUAGCACAGCUGUCCCCUCUGCAAGCCCCAAGUCUGAAAACGCCCCCUUCCCCCCACCUAGAUCCACCUCCUCUCCAUAUCAUGCCAGCAACCUGCUUCAGAGGCAUUUUGGUAACUGGUCCAAACCAACAAACAAUAGCUCUUCACGGCCAAAUGAGGCAGAAUCUGCCCAGGCAGGGGAAGGCAGGCGGACAGCAGCUGAGAGCGCUAAACCGAAACGUUGGAUCUCAUUCAAGAGUUUUUUCCGCCGGAGGAAGGAUGAGGAUGAGCAGCAAAGGGAGAAGCCCGAACGUGAGAAGGAAAAGGGCAAGUUAGUAGGUCUGGAUGGUACAGUCAUUCACAUGCUACCCCCACCCCCAGUCCAGCGUCAGCACUGGUUUGCUGAGGCCAAAACAGAUGAUCCUAAUCAGAAGCCCACCAUCAUCUUCACAUACAAACCUGAAAUGAGUCCUGCAACUGAAGGUGAGCCUGUUCAGAUAUGUGAAGAAGAGAACAAGGACAAUAAGAUUUUCAAGUCCCUGGAGAGGCCAGAGAAUAAAAGAGAACAAGCUGUAGGAUCUUCACUGCCCCAGAAGACAGUCAGCCAGGUGCCAGGCGAGAAGAACGAGAGUGGCGUUCCUGCUGCUGCCUCUCUCCCUGCCAAGUCUGAGUUCCCCCAGAGAGAUGAACAAGUGAGCGCUGCCACACCAGCCUCUGUGAGCGAGGGCACAGGCAGCCUGGAGGAGCGGGAGGAGGAAUGCAGUGACUCUCCAGCUUCUAGCACCUGCAGCGCCACCUACAGUAACUUGGGCCAGUCCCGGGCAAACAUGAUCCCCCUGAAACAACCCAGGAAUCCCAAAACUUCAAAUGAUACCCUGGCCUCCGCUGAUCUUGAUGGCUCAGACACUGGCUCAAAAGCCACACCUCCACCUUUGCCCAAGAAGACUAUCACAAGGGCCAAUACAGAGCCUUCUGCACUGGGUAAAGACGCAGCUACCACCUUGAAGCCAAAAGCAGAGGCCAAGCCAGGAGGCACUAACCUGAGUGUCGCGAACCCCCUGUAUGACCUGGACUCCACCUGGGAAACAGCCAGCCAGAGCUCCUCCCUCAGCUCUGAGGCCAGGCUGCUAGACCAGGAGUCUGGAGACUCCCUGGAGAGACCAGCAGUUGGAAAGGGAAGGCCAGCCAACAGCCUGUCCUGCCUGACUUCAUCCUCUGCUACCUCUGCAGGCCGCGAAAAAAGGGGUUACCGUAGUGCAGAAUCCCUGGCAGGCCGGGGCCGGACGGCAAGCAGAGGUGGGGUACCCAAGCCUCAAAGACAAGUACUGUACAAGGGCAUGGAGAACUGGGAGGAGGUGGUGGGCCGGAUUCGUGGUCUGCACACUGAUACACUGCGCAAGCUGGCCUCCAAGUGUGAGGACCGCUUCAUGGCAGGGCAGAAGGACCAGCUGCGUUUUGGCACAGACAGCUGGUCAGAUUUCCGGUUGACCACAGGAAAGCCCUGCUGUGAGGCAGGCGAUGCAGUCUAUUACACUGCUUCCUAUGCUAAGGACCCACUUGUCAACUACGCUAUCAAGAUCUGCAGGAGCAAAGUCAAAGAAACCCAGCAGCAGUUUUUCCACAGCCUGGCAGUGAGACAGAGUCUGGCUGUCCAUUUCAAUAUCCAGCAGGAUUGCGGCCAUUUCCUUGCCGAUGUGCCCGUCCGGCUUCUUCCUUGGGAGGACCCCAAUUCUCCAGAGGAGGAGGAUGAGGAAAAAGUGGGCAAACAGAGUGAAAAGACAAGAAAGAAGACAGAGAAACCAGCAGAGCCCAAGAUGCCAAGCCACAGUGCCCAGACCCCAGGACAUCCAAGUGACAUUAACACCUCAGGAAAACUGCGCAGCCGUGUUGUGGUGAUCACCAGGGAGGUGCCCUACCAAACGGUUGCGGACUUUGUGCGGGAAGGGGUGACACGUCACGAGAGAAACCCUGACCUCUAUGAGCGUCAAGUCUGCCUCCUCCUGCUUCAGCUUUGCUCGGGUCUGGAGCACAUGAAGCCCUACCACGUGACACACUGCGAUUUGCGUCUGGAAAACUUGCUCCUGGUGCAGUGCCAACCAGGCAAUCCCUGGAAUCUGGAUGUCAUGGAGCCCAAUAACAACAAUAAUACUGGUGGUGGCAUGAGCACUUCUGCUGCUAAUUCUGCCUGCCCAGCCCGGCUUAUCAUCAGCAACUUCUCACAAGCCAAACAGAAAAGCCAGUUGGUAGACCCUGAUGUCUUGAAAGACCAGUCCAGGCUGGCUCCAGAGAUCAUCACAGCCACACAGUACAAGAAGUGCGAUGAAUUCCAGACAGGGAUCCUCAUCUAUGAGAUGCUUCACCAGCCUAACCCUUUUGAGGAGACCCCUGAGCUGAAAGAAAAGGAGUACACUCGAGCUGAUCUGCCACCCCUCCCACCACGCUCCCUCUACUCUCAAGGUCUGCAGCAGCUGGCCAGCCUUCUGCUCAAUGCCAACCCAUCUGAGCGCAUACAGAUUUCAGACGCCAGGGCUUGCCUGCAGUGUCUACUAUGGGGACCACGAGAGGACCUCUUCCAGACUUUGAAUGCCAGCCCAGGGCCAGGUCACAGAGAGACAACCUUGCAGAACUGGUUGGACCUUAAACGGACACUGAUGAUGAUCAAGUUUGCAGAGCGUUCAUUGGAUGCUGGUUGCGGGGUGAGCUUGGAGGAUUGGUUGUGCUGUCAGUACUUGGCGUUCUCCACCACAGACUCUCUGAGUCGUGUUGUUCAGAUUUUGCAGCAGAACCAAAAGCAGCAGCAACAUCAUUGAACUCUUACUUAUACUCUGCAUUAACACUCUUCUUGAUGCCUGUCUCACUUCAACAAACAUGAAAAGGAGCAAACUUUCUGCUAAAAAUGUCAGAACAUGAACAGUGAACAACGCUUACAAGUGCAUUUCCAUUUGCUUAAGGCCUAAGCAACUAAAAAUAAACCACACUUUGUUUCAUAAGAAAAAACUGCUUUAAAGAGGUCAACUGCUACUAAUUGCUUUCAACCAUGUUGUUAUCUUUAGCAUUUUGGGCUAUAUUCGAAAAGUAAAACAGCCUCAGUGGUUUUCUUUUUAUUGAUGUUGUUGAAUAUUAUUUUUGUUUUCCUUCUAUCAGGACAUAAUUGACAUGAUUUGUCUUGCCCUUUCUAACCUUGUACUGACCGGCUUGAGUUUCCAGGUGAAACACACGUCAUUUGAGAUUUAAAAAUAGUUAAGGUGAGCAGUAACCUUUUAAAAGCAGGAUUCUAUUUUUUGUCAAUAAGAAGACACUUCAUGUCAGUUGACUUUUUGUCAGAUAUAAGGCUAAACUGAACCGUUCCUGUGCCAUUUCCAUAUAAGUAGCUGCAGUUUUGGGAGAGUACUUAAUCUGUUAAGUUAAUUUGACUUACGUACAAGUACUUAAUAUGCUUACUUCCAAGGAAGCAGUUCAUAUAAUUUUCUCUUGGUUCUUUUUUUAUGUUAUUGAAUAUAAACGUCACUAUUGUCAGAUAAAAGACAUGCCAAGGACACUUACACUUUGAAUGUCAUAUCUCCAGAGAUGUAAUUCAGUAAUUAAAAAGGAGUUCAAAUAAUAUUGGUUCAUCUGUUAGUCAAAUACUGAAGGCUUUACUGAAUUGAAUACUUAUAAAAGCUUUGCUACGUGGUUUAAAAUGGGUGUCAGACUUAUAGAAGGUUGCAUUGUCUCUUCCCUUAUGUUAUUUGAGCUUUGAUUGACUUUAUUUUCAAAAUAUGUGGUUAAUUGGACAAAUCAAAACCACUUUGUUUAGACCUCAAAUUGUAUUUAGGGUACAAUAGCUUGAAAAAAGAGCAUCAAUUAUAGAAGGUAUUCUGUAAGAUGCUUAAUGUAUUCAUUUGAGCAAAUUGGCCAAUUAAGUGCAAUGAGCAAUAAUUAGUGUUCCUUAUGAAUGCAGUCCUUGCUUUCCUUUGACUUUGUGUAUUUUAUUCUUUCUUUUUGCUCCCAUUAUAAGUAUACUAUUGGUUUUCAUACGAUCAUAUUUAGUUCUACAUGAAUAUAUUAUUUCAGGAGUCUACUUUUUCAAAAGAAAUGUCACAGAUUUUAGAAUAUAAGAAAAUAUUUACCUAAAUAAAAAACUUAUGUAAAGAGGGGACUUUGAAUAUGGUUUCAAGUUUAGUUCAUGGUACCAUGAAUUGUUAAAACAGGAGACUAGUGCACAUUUUCUUGCCAGUUUUCCACUUUUUUUCCCCAUGUCUUCAGUUUGUUCUUGGGCAUGACUUUAGCUGAGCUGUUCUGACCAUUUUCUAUCUCUUAAGCUGUUUAUUGAUCUUGCAUUAGUUUAUGUAGAUAUAUUUUACUGUUAAGAAAACCCAGUGUUCAGUUUUAUGUAGAUCAUAAGCCUUACGUUUUCAGGCUUAGAAAGUUUUUUUAAUAAUAACUAGUGCUGUAUAAACCCAUUAUUGGUCUGAACUACAAUUAAAAACUCAUUUAGUCUCAGUCAUGUACCUAAUGUGCAUUUCAUUAACGCUGAGCUUUCCAAAUUAAAUCAAAUGUUUGUUGAAGAAUGGAAAGUCAUGAAACAACCUACAGCACGUCCUCCUGUACUAUAUAAGAAUUUUACAUAUUUACAAUUUUACAUAUUACAUAUUACACCCUGGAAAUACAUAUUUCUCUAGAUGAUAAACAAAAUUAAGGUCAUGCAUCGAUUUGUAAUAAUACCUUAGAGGGAUUUGCAGAUAUUUCACACAUUUGAAUUGUGACUGCUUUUAACUCAAUGCUCUAAAUUAUGAACAAUUAAUUUUCCAAUUGUGGUUAAGACCUGGAAACUUAAAACAGGUGUUUAGUUUUUGCUAUGGAUACUAUGUAUAUACCAUGUCCCUAUUCUUCAGUCAAUUGAAGAUAUUACAUAGAAACAUCUUGAAUAUCCUGCUAAUGUGGACUUCAUGACAUGUUAUCCUGCACCUAAGCGUGUUAAAUAACCAAAGACCAUAUUUAUUUUAGAUCUGUCACAUCCUUUGAGUUCCCUAAAAAGUGCUUUAUUGUAGAAUCCUUGCUGUUUAUGUUCUUAUUUUUAGGCAGCUAUUGUCUUGGCCAACAAUACACAAUUAUUUUAAUUAGCAAUGCACAGGCUAAGGUGGCCUUAUAACAGUGUUGAAUUAAUUACCACUAAGUUUGAUUAACAAAUGAAUUAAUAAAUAUUGCACUUUCUUCUGGAUAAUAGUAUUGCCUAACAGUGGGGCUACGACAGUGGCUUAGUCUUCAUUUAUGCCUGAGGUUCUAGUCAGGUUUGAAUAAGCAUGAUUAUUUCUAAAUACAGAAAUUACAAUGUUGCUUUAAGCCAGGCAUCUGUUUUGGGUCAGAACAGCUCCACAGUCUUUCAUAUUACUUUGAAUGAGCGGGAAUUAGGUCAAACUUUUGUUUUGGAUAUAUGUGCAAUUAUUGUAAAUGUUUUAACCUUGUAAAUGACAGUAUUUAAAUGUGUUUGUACUUUAUAUUACUAUAUGGGACUUGUGUUAUUUUUAUUUGCUUUUCCUUCUGGCACAUACUGAUGCAGAAACCAAGCACAAGCCUCUCACUGUGAGGGGAUGUGUUGGGCUGGCGUUACCUUGAAAAAAAAGCUGUGGGAAGGUGUCUGUUUAGUGCAACUGAUUAUCAAGACAAAUAUACCCAGCAAAUGGUCACUUUGGAUGUACUGUAUGUAUCAGGGAGUGCAUGUUUUUGUUUUAAUUUGAACAGUUAUAACUGAUGCAGUUACCACAGCUAGUGAAAUUAGUCCUUGAUGGAGUUAAUAACCAAGCCUGUGGAUGUAAAGCUUGCAAUCUGUUGCUGCCGGAUUUCAAUCAAAAUAUAUCUUUCACAAACACAAUUUUCAUUUGAUGUUCUCUUGCGAUUCUUACAAUAUAACAAAGUGCAGUUCUGUAAUUGAUCAUGAUGUUAUAUAGAUUUGCUUUUCUCUUUGAAUUUUAUAUGCUUCUAUUAAAAUAGUAGGUGCCCAUCUCCUGCUGCAUCUUUUGUUACAGGGCAAGAAGAAAUGUUAUUUACUCAUAUUCACUUGUAACCACUAGACCUGUCUGCUUUGGAUCACUGAAGGAAAACCACUGCCUCUCCAUCCUUCAUCUUUAACCAUUAAUUUGUACCAACCAAGGUGCAUUCUUUGCUGUAGACAAAGAUCCUCUCAGAUGUUUUUAGAUUGCCUUAAAAUGUGUAAUUCUGCUCCUAAUUUCUCAGAGUGGAGAGUCUUUUUUUUACCCACUAUAUGCUGUAUUGUUUCUUUUAUAAUAGUAGGAUACUAAUGGCUAAUUGCUAAAAUUACACUACAUUUUAGCAAAAAGCUAAUGGCUAAAAAUUGCAUUAAAAUCCAUACCAAAUGUUUUGAUUUCUGGAACAUCUAGAACAAAAGCUGCUGUAGUUUUUACAGUGGACCGAAUUUGAAAUUUCAUAAUGUCAAAGCUGAACCAAGGGGAAUGUCCAUAGAUCAUUACUGUGCAAAUAUGUGACCUUUCUGGGCAUAUAAAUAAACAUUGAAUUGAAAUACUGUUUUCUGAGAUUUGCAUAUAAAGUAGACCGUGAGCUAGGGCAAUCAGUUGAGCUGAUGGGAGGGUUUUUGUAAAUUCAGCAUUUCUUAAAUGUAACUUUGAAGACUAUUAAAUAAACACACUCAUAUGACACAAUGUGAGGUCCUGGGCUAACUGCUGUUGUGACUAUAAAUACAGACUGCACUGGUGGCAGUCUUUUAAUGGAAAAUGAACAUUUUAAACUAAGGUAUAUACAGAUACACGUUGCACCGAUACUAGUAUGUACAGGAAAUGUCUGACAGGUGGAAGAGACCACAUCAGUGCCAUUUCUACAAAAGCAUUUGCUGUUAGUAUUUUACAGCUAUGGAACAAGUUCUUUAAAAAAAUAUGAACACUGACAGUUGAUACUUUAUCAUCAGAUUUUAUCAUCAUCAAAAUGAGCUGUGUAUCUGAGCUUUUUAACACCUUGAAGAGAGUAGUUUUACACAUUGAACUAUGUUUCCUAUCACAGUUAAUAAAGCAGAAGAAAAAAUAACUACUGAGUGGGAAAUAUGAUUGGAGAAAUGUAUACUAGUUAGGAUAAAUGUUCUCCAUCUGUCACUAAUUGCUAUUUUGUUAAUGCUCAAAUGAGUUAAUGGAGCUCAAAGACUGAAGCAUGCUAGCUUGGGGUCUUUGUGAUUAUAGCUACUCAAUGUGCAGAGUUCUCUUGGCUAAUGUAUAUCUUUGGUGUGUUGCCACAAAUUGUUGAUAAAGUUAACCAAUGUUAAUGAAAUAAUAAAUAUAUGUUUUUAUAUA